AUGCCCAACACUCUGAUGAUGUUCAAGGGUGACCCAACACUUCAUGCAUCUUGGUUACAAUCUUACAAUGCCUUCACCAUUGCCAUCCAGGACAAUCUAGUCAUCACUACGCCCAACAUGCAAUUCGUUCCCAAGUUCCACCAUUUUGAAGAAGAAAACAUACAAGCCCGUGCCGAUGGUUGUUUUGGUGUUGUCGACUGCUUUCAAUGGCCUCAAGCCUAUGACAACAUCUUUCGCAAUUCCAUCUGCAUUCCUCGUAAGGAGGCUUACCCAUUCCCACACCCACUUCACUGGGUGUGGUACACUCCUGAGCAAAAGGACUUCAAGACCAUCCCAGGCAAUUCGUUUCCUGUGGGCACAUUUGCCUCUGACAAGGUCGAAGGCCUGGAGUCACUCCUCAAAUUAGUAGACAAACCUGUACAGGACUGGAGGGCCAAUCAACAAGGCAAAAAGGAUGUCAUCGUCAAUCGUGUUGUCUCUCUUCGACAUGGUAUCUCGCGACUCAAAAAACAUCCCCUGACCUUUUGCGAUCUCCUCCUCUUCGUCACAGAUGCCCAACGCCUCUUCCUUGAAAUUCACUCCUUUAUGGAUUGGGUUCUCAUUGCCCAACCUUGCAUCUCCUCUGGCAUUGCAACUGUUAUUGUCGAUUCAGAAUGGAUGGGCGCUUUCACGCAUGAAAGUGACAUGUGCAACAAGCUCCACAUGGCUGGUAUGCCCAUCUGGUAUGUCUGCACGAUGACAUAUAUACCUGACAAUAUGAAGGUUCACAAACCCAUGUUAAUUACACAUCCAGAUGACAUUGUCAUCUCGAUGUAUGUGGAGGGCAACAGAAUCCGCCCUUAUGACAUCAUUUAUCGUGGCCAAGGUGGCCACCAGUGCCAACUUCACAUUUGUCGCCUGUACAGCAGCACAACUUUCAGAAAUCCCAACGUCGUGGUUCCCUUGUCCACUUCAUCCAGCAGUUUCUCUACUCCCAGUUCUUCUGCUCUUGCGCCAUCCUCUCAAACAUCUGCUGCUGGAAGAGCACCUCAACAAAACGCAAAAGAGGCUCGGCCCACCCAGCCCUCCCAGUCAGGGGAAUCCAGGGACAAGUGGAAAGACCCUGAGAGCUUGUAUCUUCUGCCCUCUCUUUUGCAUUGGGAUGAUGCCCUCAAGACUUGCAACAAGGAUCCAUCUCGCAUGCACAUGCCCUAUGCCAUUGAUCAGGGAUACAGAUUCCCUGAACCCACUCUCCUCCUCGGUCCCAAGCUGCCGGAGCACCUCCAGGGUUAUAUCGCUACCUGGUUCACCUGUCAUCCGCUAUGGAUUGGCCAAGUCGAUCAUGACCUGCCAUGCAAUUACCCUUCACCACAGCUCUGGUGCGCAGCACCCAAAGGCAAGAAUCCUGAAAAGCAGGGACCUACAGCGGUGGAGAAGCGCAAGGUGGUGAUGAGAGACUUGUUUGGUGAUGACAUGUUGGAGACUCAGGGAGACCUGUUCGCACAAGAAGGAUUGGUGGAAUUUUGUGGCCCACAAGUGUUGGUUGCCAGUCUUGCUAACCCUCCAUGGCAUCUCACCCAAAGGAUCACAUGGGAGUUAUUUGAGCUUGGUUUCUGUUAUGAGCUGAGGGAUCUUGAUUGCUACCUGGCCUGCAAACAUUGGGCAGAUGAUCUGAUCGGUCAGCAAUUUCCGGAGGACAACUACGGCAUGUGGAAUAACACCUUAGUUGGUGUUCUACCUUACCUGGAGAAAUUCCGUGAACUUCUCUGUGCUUGGGACGAUGCUCCACUGCUUCUGGUUGUACCACUGAUGCCAGAUAGCUUCAUGGAUACCAAGUGUUGGGAAGUCAUGCAUACUGUGACCACCUUUUAUGUGCAGACAUUCUUUCGUCAUUUUGGCAGGCCCCCCAUCAUUCCCCAUUCCAUCCCUUUGUGA
Suillus paluster is the source of this 1914-nucleotide messenger RNA. RefSeq lists its product as uncharacterized. NCBI's taxonomy places the organism in Eukaryota, Fungi, Basidiomycota, Agaricomycetes, Boletales, Suillaceae. The transcript is spliced from 5 exons. Bases 1 to 1914 code for a protein of 637 amino acids. The record is from RefSeq and is a predicted model, not a curated record.